CGAUCGCAGAGCCGAGCCCAGAGCGCUGCAGGCACUGCCAGCCGGUGGAAGCGGCCAGUACGGGAGCCACGCGCCGGACAGGGAGCGACAUGAAGCGGCUGCUCGUGGCUGUCAGCUUCCUUCUGACUGCAGGGUGUUCCAUGGCGGCGCCCGGAGCCGGGCUGGAAGUGCUGCGGGGCCCGGGCUUCCACGAGGCAAGGGGUGGUCGGUCCAUCGCGCGGCUGCUCCGGAGCGGGCUGGAGGAGGAGCGCGACCCGGACGGCGGCGGGGUCUCGUCGGGGGAUUAUUUCCUGGAGCUCCCGAGAGUUGCCUUCUUGUCCAAGCCAGAAGGUCUGGUUACUCCAAAAAAAGAAGGGAAUGGGAAGAAAAGGAGAAAGGGCAAAGGCAAGGGGAAGAAGAGAGACCCAUGUCUGCGAAAGUACAAGGACUUCUGUAUUCAUGGAGAAUGCAAAUACAUCAGUGAACUGAAAGCUCCAUCCUGCAUAUGCCAGCCAGGGUACCAUGGCGAGCGGUGCCACGGCCUCACUCUCCCCGUGGAAAACCCCUUCACCAGUUAUGACCACACCACAGCGUUGGCCGUCGUAGCGGUGGUGCUGUCCUCUCUGUGUCUCAUCAUCAUCGCUGCAUUGCUGAUGCUCAGGUGUCACAAAAGAGGAGUUUAUGAUGUAGAAAACAAAGAGAAAAUUAAGUUGGGCAUCACCGGAAACCACUGAUGGCAUCGGGGGGCCUGCAAGGAUUCAGCAGUGAAGCGAUUCUACCUCCACCAAGAAGCCAGUCAUAGCAACUUAAGACUCUGUUUAUUGGACCUAUUGAAAAACCAAUGGGAGUGGAAGGGGAGUAUCUGUUUUUGGGGGUUGUGUCAGGGAAUGACUUCACUGAAACACACAUCUCAAUGAGCCAACCUGAUCUGCUGGAAUGAAAGAAGGUGGCAGGCGUCUUCCUGCUUGAUGGUUUCCAAUAAGCAAUGGAAUUCCUUGAGGAGUCUCAGCUGAAGGGCUUCUGCUGAGGAUGGAAAGCUGGACCUUCGCUUUAGUGCUUUGCUAGGGACUGAAGAGUAACUAAAACCAAACCUGAAUUUGGAUCCUUCAAAUGCACGCUGAGGAACUAACUGUGAAAGACUUCAACUCCGCGGAGACUUACUUUGCGGCUUUAUUAGAUGGGGGCAGGGGAGGGAAACUAUUUAACAAGAUAUUUUUCAUGUUAAAUUAUAUAUUUAUUUUAGAUAUACUGUACAUAGUAUUUAUUUAGGGUCUGAUCCUGUAGUCUGGAAAUCAAUGGGAGCUUUACCAUGAGUUCAGACAGCAGGAUUGGCCCUCACUUUUUAAUGUGCAACAUAAUGGUCUAAUAAUUAACACUUUGUUACAAAUGCUUAGAUAUUAUUUAAUGAUGGCUGGAAAAGGAAUAUUUCAUGUGGCACUAUAAGGGGAAAAAUAUGGACAGCAUGAGCCAAAAACCAGAUUUCAAUACUUCUGCAUGUCCCCUUCUCCCUUCUUGCUGAGAAACAGCAGGCGAGGGGAAUCAUAUGUAUGGGGGCAAACUCAGACCUGCUGUAAGUGAGUGCAGCUCCACUGAAUCUGACCUAUACUGUCCAAACGUUUCUAUUAUUCGAAAUGGUGCUUACUCCAGCCUCUGCAAUUGAAAAAAGGGGUGGGUUGAUUCAAAAUCCAAAGCCUAGGCCAAACACCAAAGGUGCAGGAGACAAACAUAGGGGGGAACUAUCUCAAGAUAGGCUCUACGUGGUCUUUAGGACCCCAAGGAAGUCUUAUGGGCUCUCUUUCCUCAUGGAAAUUCCUGCGUUAGAACAAGUUUGAGUUCUUGUGUGUGUCAAAUUUCAGAGGCUGCAGUGAGCGACCUCAUGUUGUUACAUCCAGUGCUUCCAGAACAGGUUCAGAUGUUACAAUCAAAAUAAAAAUA
This is a messenger RNA of Emys orbicularis (European pond turtle), 1914 nucleotides long. RefSeq names its product heparin binding EGF like growth factor (gene HBEGF). Gene Ontology annotation, biological process: epidermal growth factor receptor signaling pathway; positive regulation of cell population proliferation. The transcript is spliced from 6 exons. Gene Ontology annotation, molecular function: heparin binding; growth factor activity; epidermal growth factor receptor binding. The record is from RefSeq and is a predicted model, not a curated record. NCBI's taxonomy places the organism in Eukaryota, Metazoa, Chordata, Testudines, Emydidae. The coding region runs from base 90 to 713 and encodes 207 amino acids. Gene Ontology annotation, cellular component: plasma membrane.